AUGACAAAGAUAGCUAGCAACCGUCGUGUUCGUAACCAAGCCGCAUCUCUAGCUAUACCGCGCCAAAACUCUGUGUCUGACAAUGGCAAAGUACGCCAGAACCUCAGUCCAGAAGCUCUGGCGUCGAUGAAUAAGGAACAGCUAAGAGCGGAAUGCAGAAAACGAGGUCAACGGACAUCGGGCAACAAAAAUGAGCUGCUCGCCCGCCUAGGGUACUACAAGCUGGCGGCUGCUGUGCAAGUAGACACGGAGCAGCGCACGCGCAACGGUCUGCACCAUACGCAUCCUAAGGAGAUAAAAAUAAAAGCACCACCAAUGGAUACAGACAGUCUAGUGCUAUGGAGGCGACCAUUUACAACGCUUGAAUAUUUCUUCCGAGAAUUAUAUAUUUUGUGCUCAACUGGAUUACGAAGACUGUUAGCGUACAAGGGAUUAGCAGCGUCUCUAGUUGUUCUAGUCAGCGGUAUUGCCGUCUCUUUCUAUAUUAAUGGACCACAUCAGAGAUAUGUACAGGAAGGCGUGCUGACGCUGGCUUGGUGGGGCUGGUGGGUGAUACUGGGCGUGUGCAGCUCCGUGGGGCUGGGCACGGGGCUGCACACGUUCCUGCUGUACCUGGGCCCGCACAUCGCGCGCGUCACGCUCGCCGCCUACGAGUGCGGCGGCCUCAACUUCCCCGAGCCGCCCUAUCCGAACGACAUAAUCUGUCCCACGUCCGUCGACCCGCAACACCCCGUGACCAUAUGGAACAUUAUGGCCAAAGUGCGCAUAGAGUCCAUGAUGUGGGGCAUGGGCACGGCCCUGGGGGAGUUGCCCCCGUACUUCAUGGCUCGUGCCGCCAGACUAUCGGGGGGUGGGGUGGCUGAGCUGAACACCAGUGAUGACUCGAGGACUGGCAGAGCGAAGCAAAUGGUCCAGAAGUUGGUGCAGCGCGUGGGUUUCGCGGGCAUACUGGCGUGCGCGUCGAUACCGAACCCGCUGUUCGACCUGGCCGGCCUCACCUGCGGACACUUCCUCGUGCCCUUCUGGACGUUCUUCGGCGCGACGCUGCUGGGCAAGGCGGUCAUAAAGAUGCACAUACAGAAGAUGUUCGUUAUAGUCGCGUUCAAUGAGACGCUCGUCGGACAAGUCCUCCAAUGGGUCGAACGGAUACCGUACAUCGGGCCGAAACUAGAGGCGCCACUAUUGGAAUUCCUUCGUAACCAAAAAGCUAGACUUCACAAAAACAACGCGUCGCUGCCAGAAAACAAUGGCUCGGUGUUGUCGAGCAUUCUAGAGAAAUUCGUGUUGGCUAUGGUUCUAUACUUCGUGGUGUCCAUAGUGAAUGCGCUCGCGCAGAACUACAGCAAGCGCUCCGGCAAGAAAAAGGGCAAGAAGAAGGAAUAGGGACCGAGGACGCCGGGCGAUUCGGUUGUGGGUCUCGCGCGGCGGCGACUGGACAAGACUCGUCAGCAUCGGUAGUACGAGUUUUACUUGUCGCUCAUAAAAACUCUUGUGAUGCAAGAUUUAUGAUCUAUGGUCAGCGUUCGAACCAUAGACCGGACCGAGCAUAGACUAAAUUAUAAUAAAAGCUAUUUAUAAAACACGGACAUGCUUAUAAAACGACAAAGCGAAUGUUUAGUGUUGCAAGUCUAAAAUUAAUUUUUCCCAAUAUAAUAACGUGAGCAUUUACAGUUUUUAAGCUGUCCACGUAGUCAUAACAUUACUGUGAGGUUGUUGAGUCAAUAUCUUAUAAUAUAAGAAAUGUUUGCUUGCGUUUCUUCCAAAUGGUUACCCUGUACUUGUAAGACAAUUAUUAUUAUUCUAAUAUAAAUUAAUUUUCUUCAUAUAAUCAUUAUCUUUAUUAUUAGGGUUGCACAAUUACAGUUUAUCCGAUGCAAGAUGAAAAUAAAUAAAUAUAUAAAUCAAGGACGACAAAAGAACAUUUCUCUGUAGAUAAUGUUUCAUAUAAUAGUAAAAUUUUAAUAUAGAAGCGUCAAGCUUAUUUUAAUAUAAAUUUGAAUGUAGGCGUAUAAUGUAUUCGUUAAGGAAAGCGUGAUUAGUAACAUCGGAUUUUUCACUCUCACGCAUCAAGAGUUAUACAGGUGUGAAGGUGAUGGUUAUACGAUAAAUUAUUAUACAUUGACAGUGUGUAUUUUACGCGCCUUUUAAAUAAAAUGUUUUAUGUAUUAUUGAUUAUUAUGAAGAAAUGAAGAAUCAUGUUUUCAGUAAAAUAAGCAAAAUUUAAUAUUAAAGUAUGUCGUGACUUUUUGUUCCUACCUUUUAUAAAUAAAUUAAUAACAAUAAACAGUAUUAUUGAUAGAUGUAUUCGACAUCUAUUUAGUAAAAAGAAAACUGAUACCUAAAUUCUUCUUAUACCUAAUCUUUCUCAAUAUAGAUAGAAAUCUAAUUAAAAUUAUAUACAUUAUUGCAUUGACAAAUCGUAUUUCGGAGUAUUUUAUUUAAAAGACGUGUAAUUUAGCUGCCCAAAGAAACAGCUAUGGCACGACAUAUGAUAUCUUGCCCAGUUAGCUAAUGCUAACGAACUUAAUAUUAGAAUCGUCGAAUUUAUGGCUAGAAUAAAUGUUAAUCCAUCAUGUCCAUUAUUUCUCACAAAACCUCUUACAAAUUAUAUUGAAAGGAAGACAACUAUCUGUACACAGUAAAUUAGUCAAAGUCUUCAUAUAGAGUUAUUGUUAGCUUUCUAGUAUUAACAAGUAAAGACAUUCAAAAUAUUUGAAGUCUAACCCACGAAAAUGGUUUCAAAUAGAUAAGAAAUGGAAUGAAAUUGUAUAGGGGUUCAUAUUAUUAUUACCAACAUGUACAAGAACGUAAACAUUUAUUUAAAAAGACAUCCAUUAUAUUAUCAGAUGUAAAUUAAUAAAUAUAUCUGGUAUUCACUGUUCGCUAUACAUAUUAAAGACAUAAUCGCAGGUGUAUAAGAGUGCCUAUGAGUUUCAUCUCCUUAAUAUAAGUAACUGGUUCUUAAUAAAUAUAUGUUUUUAACCAUACAACAGUAAGACAUACCAUUAGUAUGGUGCCAAUGUUUUAACAUUAAACUACUGGUGUUAAAACGCCAUCUAAAUAAAAUAUCGGUACUGAAUGUGCUAUUAUACAAGCUAAGAAAUAGUAAUUAAAUACAAUACGCGUAUAUCACUUGUUGGUGCUAUGUCGUAAACACACGCUAUAAUAAAAACAGUAUGACAUCGUUUUUCCGUCAGAAAGAGACGCAAAACGCGUCUCUAUAGUUCUUUCUCGUUCACAUAGCGAUUAACUAUGUGCAAAUAAUUACACUGCAAUAGAAUAAUCGCAAUUGUUCUUUUGAAUUAUCUAUUAUUAACUGAUAAUUAGACGUAAUAACGAUACAACUAUACAAGACAUAAUAUAUACCAUGAUAUACUGUCUGUUAUCAUGAAAUGCUGUCCCUUGGCGCUUGUGCGAUUCUAGCGCCAUUAACGGAUUUUAAAGACACUAAUUUAUCAAAUAAGGCUAGAUAGCUAGUAAGAAUUUCGUAGUCUGAUAUGUUACCAUUACGUCUUAAUGUAACAGUCAAACCGAUAUAAUUCUAAAGUAGGUUAAGGGUGUGAAUUUUGCAUGUUAGCAAUUUAAAACUACAAUACUGAUCUGUUGUAACAUAGAUUUCUUUACGUAUUUGCCCACAAAAAUUUACCUUCCAACGAGUUAUAGUUGUGCCAAACAUUUUAAAACAUUUUACACAGAUCAAUAAUGUAACAAUUGUAAUAAAUUCAAAGGAUAUUCAGGUAUAUAGUUACACUGGUUAUUCCUAGCUCAGGCACAGAUUGAAAAUUAUUUUCAUGUUAUGUUAGAAAGCCACGCGCCAUAAAUCAUAGAUUUUUUUUUACAAUCAAAUACCGCGAAAUUAGAGUAGGUUUUUCAAAGCCCAAUCGGAAGCGAGACCACGUUAAAAGUUUUUAAAGUUCACCAAUUUUGAGCUUCAUAUUCUGGAUCAAUUAGAAUGUAUGAAUUCUAUUAUUAUAAGAAUCUAGUUAUAUCCAGUAUUAGUUUAUUUUAUGAAAUGUUUCAAGGUUGUUUAGCAUUCCUUUUUUUACUUAAGCACUCUGCGGGUCUGAUAGCUUUCCGCUUAUUGAGUUGUUGCCUAUUGUUUUAUUUAUCAUACCUGCUGUAUAAUUUUAUGUAUUACUAUGGUUAUAAAUAAUAGUACUGUUCAAGCCCUAUAGCACAGAACACAUUUGAAAUAAUCAAAAUAUAGCCACUUCGUAUCCUACCAACUAUGUUUCUACAUUCCAUGAAACAUUGCUAUACAAUUUUUUAUAAUUUUGCACACAUCUCCGAUAAUUAAUUGUAGGAUAUGAUAUUGAUAAGAUUCACGUAUUUAUAGUAUAUCGAAGAACCGCACAUUCAUCGUAAAUUGUGAUUGUAUUUUUACAGUUUGAUAGUUUUAAGGAGCGUCCAAUCAAUGUAACUUUAUUUAUGAAAGUUGUUUAUUUCGUAAUUUAGAUUUGUCUUAGUAAAAAUUUAAUUUGCACAUUUUAAAUUGAGAAUGUUCGUUUAAAAUUAUGUUGAAUAUGUAAUGCCACUGAUAAUAUUUAAUUAUUGGCAAAUUUAAUUUGCUUUAUGUUAACCUAAAAAUUGUUUUAUGGUCCUGCAUGUAAACGUGACCUAUGGAAUGUUUUAUUUUUAUUUAAUGUUAUUUUGCAUACAAUUUCAUUCAAAUGAAUUAUUUUCUAUUGCGAUAAAGUAGAUGUAUUCUUUAUUAAAUUAUGAGUGGUACAUUAGUACAAAAUCGGCUAAGUAAUGUAAGUUUGUGGCUGUAUAAUCUAAAGCAAUAAAGGAGUGGUUACAAA
This is a messenger RNA of Zerene cesonia (dogface butterfly), 4802 nucleotides long. It is a transcript of the gene Tango5, whose product is annotated as vacuole membrane protein 1. Lineage: Eukaryota; Metazoa; Arthropoda; Insecta; Lepidoptera; Pieridae. The record is from RefSeq and is a predicted model, not a curated record. Bases 1 to 1383 code for a protein of 460 amino acids. The transcript has 9 exons.